Lolium perenne is the source of this 1177-nucleotide messenger RNA. RefSeq lists its product as uncharacterized. The record is from RefSeq and is a predicted model, not a curated record. NCBI's taxonomy places the organism in Eukaryota, Viridiplantae, Streptophyta, Magnoliopsida, Poales, Poaceae.
AUCGAGCUGUUUGCUGCAGGGGAGAAGAGAUGCGGGACAGCGAGAGUGUAUGGGCAGGGCAGAGUGGAUCGAGAUGAAAUCGCCUGCCAUUUUUACAGUUUUCAGCUGGAGAAUGGGUGACGGUGAGAGAGCUUUUUCGUUUUUUAACUAACGCAGGCAGUGCACGCGUAUCUCACUCGCUCCCGCCCGCCGGCCGACUCCCGCCCCCUACCUACAUUCUAGCUACAAAGUGCGAGCUCUCGUGUCAGUGUCACGAUCAUGGCCAUUUCCUCCGUUGCCGGUGCGCUUCCCCAGGCUAUCUAGCUAGCUAGCUGAUCACAAUUCACAAGCAGAUUUGCAUGGCUUCGUCUGCGAUGAUUGGCCGCGAGCGCGGGAAGCAUGAAGACGGUGCGGUGGCGCCGGGGCGGCGGAGGUUCCAAGCCGGCAGUGAAGAGGAGGAGGAGCCGACGACGGCGACCGCGGGGUGUAGGUGCCGGUCGUGCGCGGCGGUGGCGGUGGCGGACUGCGUGGCGCUGGGGUGCUGCCCGUGCGCCGUGGUCGGCUUGCUGGGCCUGGCGCUCGUCAGGGCGCCGCUCGCCGUCGGCAGGCGCUUGAUCAGGAGGAGGAGGCGCGCGCUGCUGCGCGGGAAGCGGGUGCGCGACGUGGCCGCCGCCACCGUGACCGGCGACUGCGUACGGGCGAAGGGCGUGGAGAAGGAGGUGCCCGGCGUCGUCGGCGGCGUGGAGACACUGACGGCGACCACAGGAGGCGAUGUGGUCGUGGCGCCGGGCGGCGAUGAUCACGAGGCGGAGCUGGCGUGGCUGGAGGAGAUGUACAGGACGGGACGCUGGGGCUUCGGCCGCGUCUCCUUCUCGGCCAAGACCCCCUGAACUGCUCGCAGGCCCGCCGUUGCCUCGCGUACGUGCACGCCGGCGGCGUAGCUGGGCCGUCGGAGCAGAAGGUGGCGGCGGAUUAACUUCCGAAGUGUUCUUGACUUCUUUGUUAGUAGUAUAUAUCUUGUAGCCUAGUUUGUUUACGUACGUAGUAUACUAGUAUAUCCCCGGUGCAUCGCGCAUGUACGUGCGGCGCGCACCGUCUAAUCUAGUCUAUGUAUCUACAUGGAGAUGGGAUGGGUGCCGCGGUUUUUUCUCGCGCACGAUUUCUCAAUCUAGUAACACUGAAUCGAUCGCCAUUGUUU